UGACGGCGCAAGGCCGCCAUGUUGUGAUUUUCUGUCCAGAGAGACAGAGACAGAGACGAGCCGGCGGGGGUGGGGGGGGAAUUGAGAAAAGAAGGAACAUUUCAGUCCUGACUAUCGUUUUGUGGCCCGGUGAAGCGCGGCUCCAUGUUAAUGCAAGGCGGGCGGUGAGCACAAGAAGUGUAACGAGGGUCCCUUCGCCAUGGCGUGCAAUGCACAGGAAGAUGAAUUUGACCAGGUUGAUAAACCAGGUGCUGAAAGACUUCGGCGAAGACGAACAGUCAAUGAAGAAUGGGACAGUGAUCUUGAAGACGAUUUGCUUAGUGAUGACUGGGGGUUGAGCAAAAAGAAUCUGUCAGACCAAUCUGACGAAGAACUUGAUGAUAACCUUUUGCAGAGCGAUGAAGAAGCAAAUGAUAGUUACCAUGCUGCAUUUAUCGACAUCAAUGCCUCGACAUCUUUUACGGGUACAUCCUUAGAAUUGUCGAAGAGUAUUGGUGACAAAUCUACAGAAGAAAUACUUCAUUAUGCAGACCGAGAUGCAGAUGAUAAAAGUGUAGCCCAUCAAGCUGUAGAGGAUGCUGGAGAGGAAGAGAUGGCAGACUAUGCUCAGGAUGAAUAUGUUGAAGAGGAAGAAGGUAUACAGUAUGAAAGCAACGACACUCAUCUAGGAGACGGCCAAAUGGAUUACUCGGUAGAACAGGGCGAAGAGGAGAUGUACAAUGAUGAAGUGUUAGACCUUGUAAUCAAUGACCCUCUAGAUGAUGAAUUUCAAGAUGAAGGAUAUUCACAAUUGUAUGCUGCAAACCAAGAUAUGCCAGGACAGCUUCAAACUGAGGGCAAUGAAGAAUUUGCAGUCAUGGCAGAUAUACAAGGGCAUGCUGCAGAAACAGUGAACGAACCUGAAGAGGUUGUGAAGAUUAUACAUGAAGUGGUAGAAAAGAAGGAUGUUUCUGAUGAUGAAGAUGAUGACGAUGAAGAAUCUGGUCGAAUUCGUUUUAAAACUGAACGGAAAGAAGGAACUGUCAUUAGGUUAACAGAUGCAGCAAGAAAAAGGAGGAAUAUACCAGACACCUUGGAACUUUCUGACGAGGCAAAGGCAGCAUUACGUGAAUUUGAGGAGACAGAACGUCAGCGGAAACAAGGAAAAAGAGGGCGAAGAGGCCGUCCAGGCCCGUUUGGUUUUUGUGAUCCAAGGAAAGAUGGUGGAAGGAGGAAAGACCAGCGCCCACCUUUGAUCCAAGUGCCUCCAACGCUGCUGAAUUCUCGUACUGCUGUAAAUUCCCCAGAUCUUCAGUCUGGUAGAGGUAAUUUUCAACAGCGACAACAGCCACAGCCCCUCCUGGUACCUCAAAGACAUCCUUCCGCAUCUCAAUUAUCCGUUUGCCCUCCGCAGCAACCAGAACAGCAGCACCAACAGCAAGAGCAACCACAGAAUUCAGAGGCUGCGUCUAUCAGUUUAAAUCAAUCAGUAAUUCCUGCACAACAACCAAAGAACAUUCAUAUAAACCCUCAUUUCCGAGGUCCAGUGGUUCCCCCUGUCCAAGUGCCCUUGAUGCCUACGCCAAACCAGCCGAGGCCUGCUGUGGGCCCCCAGAGAUUCCUGAAUCCACCAGAGUUUCAGCCACCUAUUCCAGUCCCGACUAACUUUAAUCAGCCGCCUCGGCAGCCUCUUCAGGUGCCAUGGAGAGGCCCACACCCACAAGAUAGAGAACCCUUCUUCAUUAGUGAACCAAGAUUUCAAGGACAGCAUUUGUUUGAACAGCGGAGUCCACCUCCCCCACUCAUGAACAACCAUGCAAUGUCUUUGCAACCUCCCAUGUACAACCACCCAGGUCCAGGUUUCAACUUGCAGGGGCAACAUCAUAUGUUUCCAAGGGAUGCUUCACUGAGAACUGGUCUUCAGCCCCAGGGUCAUAUGGGAAUGCCUCCCUUUAACCAACCUGGUCUAUUAAAUCCAAGGCCAUUCAUUCCUCCAAGACAACAAUUUCCACAAGCUCCUGGGCAGCCAUUUCCACCAUCUCCCCACAUCCAGCAAAACAUACAGCCUCCCAUGCAGCUGCAGCCAUUGCCGCAACACCAGAAUAGCUGUUCUCCCCAGCCGAUCAUUCCCAAUCCUCCACACCAGUUUAGGCCACACUUACAGAUUCUUCCCACGCCUGUAAAUGACAAGCGACUUCAACGGCCGCAGCGGCAGAAUAUGAUGAAGCUUCGACAUUAUUCCUCGACCUGGAUCAGCUUCACCAGUCCUAUGAAUAAUUUUGGAAACAUGUUCUUGUUGGAAAAGAAUAUACCUGGUAUGCAAAACAUCAAUAAGCUUCCAAAUCAAUUCCAGGCUUCUCCUCAACGAAACAGCAACCUCCGUGAAUUGCCUAUUGCUCCGCAUAACAGUACCACAAAACAACACCGUCCUCUGUCGGCUCCUGCUGCUCAAGCUACGACUGUUUCCUGGUCAAAAUCCACUGCCUCAUCUACAACCACUACUCGAAUGAACCAGACUGCUCAAGGUGCACUUGUUGUUCAGCCUGCAUCAGGAGAGAGGAUGCCACCGAAGAUCUUGCAGCAAAAAAACAAGAAGCAGAAGCCAGUGUCACAGGAUUCUACAGUGGGAGAGUCUCCAGACGAAGAUGAAGAAACGAGAGUGUAUCGUUUGAAAAUUGAGGAACAGAAAAGACUCAGAGAAGAAAUACUGAGACAGAAGGAGCUUCGACGGCAGCAGCAAGCUGGUGCCCGAAAGAAAGAACUUCUUGAAAGACUUGCACAACAACAGCAGCAGCAGCAGCCUCCACAACCACUUGCAGCCCAACAACCACCUCAACAACAUCAACACCAAGCAAAUACGCAACAGGCUCCCCAGAAUUUUAACCCAGCUUUGUUACAGGCUGUAAAUCACCAACAGCCAAAUAUAAAGACUAGACUGUUCACAAGAAAACAAAGUAUAGGAGUACAGCAGCAAGUCAAUAGAACUCAACAAUCUGGAAAUAUUCAAAUUCAGACAGAAAUGAGAAGAAAUGUCAACCAAAUCAAACAGAUCAGACCUGCACCCUUAAAUCAACUGCAGUUUCCCAAACUAGCCCAGUCUAAAACAGUUGGGACUCCUGGACCCAGUGUACAAUCUGCAGUCAAGUCCCAAGAAUUAAAGCCUGGUGUUAAACGGACAGUAAUGCAAAGAAUGAAUAGUGGAGGAGGGGAUGGGCCUCACAUUAAUCCCAAAAUAAGGGUACUCAAGCUACCAACAAUGCAGGGGAGCGAGAACACUGGCUUUUCUCAUCCCGAGGUCCAGCUUCAACGGCAGCACCAGCAACAACUCCAGAAACAACAGACCGUUCGGAAGGUCACAUUGACAAAAGGAGCGCAACAGCAUCGACUGCAGCAACAGCGGCAGCAGUCUGUACCACAGCUACUGGGAAUGGCAAAUAAUUUAGCCAGUCAACAGAACCGGGUCAUUAUGCAGGGGCGCAGCAUAGCAUUACCAGGCCAGAUGGGCCGAGGACGCAUGAUGCAACAUAAACAGAAUCUGCGAGUGGUGGAAUGCAGACCUCAACCAUGUGUGGUGUCAAUUGAAGGGCUUUCUUCUUCAACCACUGAUAUCCAGUUGAAAAACCUGCUGAUGUCAGUUGGACCUAUUCAGGACUUCAAGAUGAUGCGAGAGCAACGAAAAGCCAUUGCAAAAUUCAAGGAGCCGACACAUGCUUCAACGUUUCAGCAGAAAUUUCACAGGCACAUGAUAGAUCUCUCUCAUAUCAAUGUGGCACUGAUCAUGGAUGAAUGAUUAUUCUUUGAAUGGAAACAAAGCUACGUACUAGUGCAGAAGAUCAGAUCAAGUCCAGUGAAGAUGUGAUAUGGCAGAGCUACCUACCAUACAGCAAUCAAUUUCUAGCCAGUGUGUAAGCUGUCAAAUUGGUGAAACCAAAGGAGUUGACCCAAGUCCAUUGUGGGUUGAAGUAUGUAAUGACACUGAAGAAGACUGUUUGUACUCUUGUUUCUACCUGUUUGUUUCUUGUCACCAAAUGGAACAAAAUCUUGGCAAAACCACCUAUGUGGAUUGAAAAUACCACAAAGAAUGACUUAUCUGUGAACAGUGACUGAAGUAGGCACUGUAGAAGUAGUUCGGCUGCUUAUAUAAUAGAAGACGUUUACGGUGAAUAACACUAGAUAAUGGUUGCUGCAGACUUCUUUCCUUGCAGGGUUAGAUUUGUGUGAAAUACAUCCCCCUUUUUAAACUAUCUCGUAACAAUGGCAUGUCUAGCUUCCAAGUAACUCAUCAUUAUGUACAUUCGAGUAAGAAUUAAUUGGAAAGAGCCAAGUUGCAUUGAGGAAUGCAUGCUACUGACUGAGUUCCAAGUUCAUGUUAUUCCAUUCUUUUAGACCUCCUGAAUUGAGCCGCGAUAUAUAAUGUUAGAUAGAAACUUGAAGGGAGUGUAUUGGACAAGGACUUGCCUGUUAGUUGUGGAAUGGAGUUUUACUUUUGUUUGGUAAAAUCGACUUAUUGGAAAAUUAAUAAUUAAGCACAAAAAUGCUCUGUCAGUAAGAAGUCUACAUUUAAUUUUUUCAAAAGAUAUGAUUUGAAGAAAAAUGGGUUAUAUAUUCUGCUGGUUGCCUUAAUAUACCUAUCCUUUUUGUUCAGGAGUGAAUGAAAGAUCAGAUCUAGCGUUGGAAUGUGAAGAUUUUUAACCUAUGGCAAAAUAAUUUUGAAGGAUUUAACCUUCAAACGUUCAAAAUACUUGAUAUCCAACUGGGAAACGGUUUUCAUUUUUUGAGUGGAAGAGGACAAUACAAAGUUCAUUGUUAAAAUUAAAGGUUGAAGUUAGAUGCCGUUGGGUAGUUUAUCAGAGAUGCUUAAGGAGUUGCAGAAUGAAUGCUGAUACAUUCCUAUAGGUUGAUCUAUGGUUGAUUUCCCCCCCUCCCCUCCCCGUGUUAUAGACCAUGAAAUUGUGAUUGGUCUAAGGUCUAUUUCAAGACAUUGUGCAAGUGUUUUAAAUAUUUUCAUCAACCGUUGUACAUUAGAGGAUAUAUCACUGUGAUGAUAGUUGUCUAUUACUUCAUGUGAAACGUUUGAUUUUGUACUUGAGUAUUAUAAACAGCACCGAGCGCGUACAAAAAUAGAUGCAUAUUAAAAUCCAGAAUCAGGUUUUCAUUCCCCUGUCUAUCAGUUAGUUUUUUGUUUAACUAUUAUAAUGAAUCUGUUGAAUUCUUGUCACCUGCUUAUACAUAAACACCACCAUAGGCAGUGACUGCUGAGUUACUCAGUUUUCUCAUCUUAGAUUGCUGGUAGAAUUAGGCCUUCUAAAAAGGAUGGGAUUCUGCUUUGGCAGUGACACUGAAAACUGAAAGGUGCUAAGAAGCAGGGUUGCUAUUGCAGGGUACACAGGGUUGUUGAAAAUUGUUUUAGAUGCUGUUUUAACGUAUGCUCCAUAGACCUGCAGAAGUUUUUUAAAUUAGAUAUAGCAUUGUAUUUCUUACUCAGACAAUUGAGAAUUAAUUGUUGAGUUUGUGCUAAACGAGGUGCGCGACUUCCCUAUCAGUCAUUCUAUGCAACAAAAUGAAUUGCAAUCAAAUCAGGUUUCUUUGACCUAAUCAGCAUUCGGAUUAAAAUUUAAUUUAAGUGCAGCUGGAGAAACUGUUUCUACAGAUUUAUUGGUUAGAGGAACUUGGAUACUUAAUCUGUCUUGUAAUGGAACAAACUAUAUAGGUGUUAGCAGAACCAAGAUUUUAAUGUAACGUUUGAGAGAGUCAACCCUGCAGGGUUUCAUUUUGUGUAACUAUGUGAGUUAUAUCAUUUAACAGUGCUACUAAUCCCGAUUUGUCAGAUCUUGCUGUACUUUGAGAAUUUAUUAUUAUUUAAUUGCAUAUUUUGUUAAUGGUGAUUUAUGAUCAUAAACACUGGAGAUUUUAUCACUGGAGGUUUACUGACAAUGGCAGUACAAGGGCAGGUUGUAAACCCUGGUGUAAUUGAGUUUAUGCAAGUUGUUUUGGUUUUGAUCAAAUGGUCAAUACUGGUUCGGUACAAAGAUUGAAAGUAUCAUGAUGGUUUUCAUUUUCGUUUUCCCCCCCCUCCCCCCCACCAUAAACUUCUGUUGAAAGAAGUAGAAUCUUGUUGUAUGCCAUUUGUUUAAUCUAACAAAAUAGGGUCAGAAUGGAUCUGUCUCUGCUGGUUCUUUCUAUAUGAGGAACAGUUGCUAUAUCAUGAUCACACAUAGAUGGAUUGGAAGGUAUUACAGAUGGUAAGGGUCGUUGACCUUUUUUGUAGUUUUAUUUGGUUUGUAUUGUGUCACUCAUAAACUGUUAAUAUUUGGUCCUCUUUGAUAUUACACUUGCAUAUACCAUCUUCGCUUCGGAAAACCAAAUGGAUUACAACUUGUGCAUAUUCCCAGCAACAAUAUACAGCGUAUAAAUGUAAAGCAUAUAUAUACAAUAUAUAUAUAUAUACAUACAAUAUAUAUAUAUACUUGUGUGUAUACACAUACUGUAAAGUCUGCCUUUCAAUACCAAAACAGCAAUUUUCAAAGCUGAAGCUUUAGAGGGACGUGUGUUCACUUGUGUAUAUAGUCAUUUGUUAAUGGUAGUGGGAUUGUUGCCAGAAGGAAGAGAAAGUGGGGGAAUACUCACAUCACAUUAAGGAUAUAAGUGUGGUAAACCUAUAGGUGUUUAGAAGAAGAUUUGCUGCAACCAUCAUCAGUGUUGUUCACCACACAUUGGUGGAUUUCACUUAGUGUAAAGAAGCAUUUGUACAGCAGCAUGCAAGUAGAGCAAAAUGCUUUCAAGUCAUCGUCCGUGGUGUUCCAUCUACUUUUUAGACGUUUUGCAUUAGCUAAUACUUUCUGAAGUUGCUUGUGUUUUUUUCAUGUAUUUGGAAGUUUAUUGAAUGCAAUGACUAUUGAACUGAACAAGACAUUCUGUGUAUUAAUACAUUUUUAUAAAGAUCACAGUUCUUCCAUAUGUACUUUCUCCUGUUUAUUUGCAUGAGUCUUUUUACUCAGAGGUGAUAUUUUACAAACUCCUCAGUGUGUAUGUGGAGCCAAAUAUUUUUUGGGGUGUUACUGUUUUAUCGUUCCAUAUGCAGUGAAUCCUUUCUUGUGUUCGUGGGGUUGAGUUUUAAAAUGGUGUAAUUUGAAUCGAAUUGCAUAACCAUAUUCUGGAUGUCAGUGGGAAUCUUGUAAGCAGUUAGUAGCAUCUAAAUGGGCUGUCCCACACAUCGACACAGAUAAAGUUGUACUUUAUACAGCAUUGAGCCAGGACCAUGGUUUAAAGGGUUGUCGAAAAAUGUGUUAUUGGCCACCUUUAAAUCUCGUACAUGCAGUAUUCUAAAAUGAGUACCUGCCUUGAAGUGCAAGGACAACUUACAUUUUACAAAUGUGUAAGCAGUAAACUGAAGGCUUUUAUGGUGUGCUUCAGGAAAGAUUGAGUCAUGUUGCCGCUUUGCUAAUGUUCUAAUGUUCCCAAACACAUCGCCAACUUUAACAAGUGGGUUGCAGUUCUUGCUCAAUUUGGAUAAAGUCAUCGCAUGAUUCCUGAAGCAUCCUAGUUGAUUUUUCACAGUUUACCACUGAUGAAAAUGUGAAAAGCGCACAUUCUGUAUGAGAGUUUUGGAAUACUGUAUGUAGAAGAUGUGGUUCAAAACAUUUUAAGGAAAGCAUUCUUUCCUACUCUCUUUUUUUCCCCUCACCACCAAAAUGUAGUGUUUUGGUUAUAUUGUUUCUGGUUAACACUAAAGAGUUGUGUAGGUUAACAUCUGUGAACGGAAUAUUUCUCCUUUAAGUAUAUUCCACAUGUAUUCACUUAAUUGUGCAUUCAAUUGCACCCAGAUAUUGACAUUUUGUGAAAUUCUUGACGAUUUUUAGUCAAAUUAUUUUUGAUAGAUUAGUGUAAUUCAAUGGACUCCCAGCCCCUCCUCCUCCAAACUCAGUUGCAUAACUUGAAAGUAUGGAAGAUAAUUGAUGAGCAGUCAAGAUAUGAAGGAUCUUUAAACAUUCUACUUGGAGAACGUGAAGUACCCUCUACGAUCCUUUUUCAAAGAGGCCACAACUUGCAUUUGCUUGUGGAAGAGCUAAAAGACGGAAUUGUAAGGGAAGAGAUGUAGCUUUUAGUAUGUUUUUAGAGUGGUAGCAAUGUAUUUGUCUGUCAGUGAAGACGUAUUGGCCUUCUGUUUGGGUAGUUUAGAUUUGUAUAUCCUGCCACAAGGUUAGAAUUAAUACUGAGCUGUGUGGAUAUUUCAAAUCCGAGCCUUAUUCCCUGGUUUUGUUUUGUUAAUAUGCUGCCGCUUCUGCGUUUGUAAUGUGACUAGUGUAGCAUUGUUCAAGUUUAUUGUCAUGCUUUAUUUAUUACGUGGUGUUGCUUUGUUUACUUUAAAUUUGGCUUCACUUACUCACUUGGUGGAUUACAGAAGAAUUAAAAAAAUAUAUAUAUAUAUAUAUAUAUUGCUUUCCCUUACACUUGUAGAGAAAUUCAAUUAAUAUUUAUAUAUAAGGUAGAGCAAGCAAGAGUUAAUGAAUCGUGCCACAAAGGUUCAAUGUUUUCUUGAGCUAUUUUGCUACUUCAUUCAAGCUGUGUAUAACAAUUCAAGAAAUUACAUAUUGCGGUUCACCCAUAUUUACAUCUAUAGCUUCAGUGCGUUAAGAAUAACCAUAUUUUUCCCUGCAACCAUUCGUGAUCACUUAUUGACAUUGCUUUCUGUCCAUUAUUUAUAACUGGUGUCUCUCAAUCGGUUGAAUAUAAUAAGCACUUAUAUACUUUCAAUUUUAUUUUCUUUGACAAUAACCAGUUCAAAGUUGCUGCAUUUAUGCAGAGCUAAUUAGAAGUACAAAAUGCUAAAGCAUGUUCUUUCCCAGUAUAUCAAAUAUGCCACACUGCUUUUAUUUUAAGAAGAAACAGAACUUAAUGGGUCUGCAUGAAAAUAUUUUUGUUUUUAUUUUAAACUGGUUACUGGAAAAUUAGGUAAUAUCCAUGACUAUUUAGAUAGUAAGCAUACCCACAGUUUUAUGUGGUUAACAUCUUACGAAUCCAAAGGAUAUCAUGUAAGAUUUAUUUUAAAACUAUUGAAUAGGUUGGUAUUGGUAAUUGAGACCAUUACAUGCAAAUGUUAAAUAAACAAACUGAUUCACAUUGAAUCUAUGUGUAGCUUUUACCAGAGCGCUUUACAGAACACAGUUGGGAAGGAUCAGUAUUUAUAUGUUGUAACAUCAACUUGUAUGCUGUUUCGUUCCUGCAUCUCUUGGCCCAGGGUUUCCGCGAAAGAAUGCAUUAUGAGCAACAACAUCUGUAUUUAGACAUAAACUAAAGUUUCACCUUGCUAUAUAACAGUUACAUUGAUCAUUUGUGUUUAGUUUUGUCUUAGACAAUAUAUAAAUUGCAUCCACUUGAAUCUGCUGUGUUUGAGUGUAAAAGUAUUCAGCAUGGUAAGAUGCUGAAAAAUAUAUUUCCUUAAUAUUUCAGGAUAAUUGUAUUUAAAAAAAAUAUUAUUGUUGUAUUGGGUGCAUGUUUCUUUUUUAUUUAUGUAAAAAUUAUGCAAGAAGGAUUGCAAUGAUUUUGUAUUUUGCAUGUGUUUCCUAUCUGACAUCCCCGUAGCAUUUAGAUUAUUUUUAUUGCUAUCCAGUUCAAAUAAUGAGUUCACAAAAAUUCAGGGUCUGAAAAAGUAUAUUUUAUCUGCUGCUUUGCAUAUUCAGCUUGCAUCCUCACUAUAACCCAUGAUGUUCCUCCCCAUCCAUACAUUAUUUAAUGUCUUGGGUUCAAGCAAUACAAAAGUAUGAGAGAUUUAUCAGAAAAUAAAUAGGACCACAUUAUUCCCUUGUAAUCAUUAUGAACUGUUGGUGAUCCUAGAUGACGGCUGUGCACUGUUAAAAUAGAUAACCACAGCAGAUGAUUUGAGCAAAUCUGUAAACUGGAGAGAGUUGACCUUAACAUUUAUUGAAUCAUUUUAUUAGCUGUUCACUAAGCAGAUGAGACAAAAAAGUAAAACUCAUCUGUGUGAAGUAACUCUGCUUUCCCACAAUGCCUGAAUUGCUCAGAGCCAUCUUAUUAUUUAUGCAGUAUCCCUUCAUUCACUUUGUUUUUCUUCCCCACUGAGCACCUGGCAUUAUACUUAAGAGCCUUUAUCGUAAACUAUAAGGUAUCCCCAGUGUGUUUUUCUCCAAUCUUGGGCUGAGGGUUGGCAGGGAAACUGAUUCAGCCUGCACUGGGUUUGCGUUUCAAUGAUUAAAUAUUAUUCACAGAUGUAUUUUUUUGUAGGAACUAAGAAGUAGGCGUUGGUGUCAGGAUGAAGCUUCUAACAGAUAUCUGUCCUUACAGACGCAGUAUUUUGAUAUGCCAUAUAUGUCUGGUUCCUGUUUUAUUUUCUCCCUGAAUAACUCUUGUUUAAUCCACAGAGAAUUCCUUGCUUUAUUAAUUCAACUUAUGGA
Molecule: messenger RNA, 10391 nt
Organism: Amblyraja radiata (thorny skate)
Lineage: Eukaryota; Metazoa; Chordata; Chondrichthyes; Rajiformes; Rajidae
Gene: rbm33a
Product: RNA binding motif protein 33a
Exons: 20
Coding region: 200-3769 (1189 amino acids)
Molecular function (GO): RNA binding
Source: RefSeq, a predicted model, not a curated record